UCUCUUCAUUCAGUCCGGGCCAGGCUCCCUGACUGACGGAUAGUCAGCGGAUCUCACGGUUAUUAUUAUUAUUAUUAUUAUUAUUAUGGAACGGGGUUAUGUGUCCCGUCACAAACGUACAAACGGUGUGUGGAAAUAUCUCAACUUCUUAUUCUUCUGCUGAAUGAUCAUUUCAUUUUGGAUUUCAUCUUCAAGAAAACAGAUUUUUUUGGGAAGUUUGAACCAACUGGCGCUCUUUUGAUUUUUCUUCUAACGUGCGUAGGAAUGUAAGCUAACUUUUCCAACUUUUAUCUAAUGGAUACAGAGGUUUACAUACGUUUUUUUUGUGUGAUUUUUGAGGGUCUUUCUUUUGAGGUGGAAGUGGACUAACGUUAUUCCAUCUAUAGACUCGGACAAGUUUUCAUCACCUUACGUUAGCUAGCGGCGAAGAAUGUUUUUUUCUGGUCAUCUCAACUGUUCCAGUAGUUUUGUUGUGUUUACGUGAAUUUUGAAGAAAAAAAAAAUGAUUUCGGAGGAGAGAAGCAGCCACGUAAAUAAACAAGCCCUGAACUUCCCAGUGGGUUUACUGAUACGCUCUCCAAAGAAGCGACUGGCCAAACUGGGGAGGAAACCCAGCAAUGGAUCUGUCCAGUCCAAUAACUCGGACAUCACCGUCCGCUCCACAGAGAGUGUCGGUGUCCGGCAGCCGGCCAAGAGCAAAAUCCGCCGCCACAACAACAGGCUUUCAACUGUUUUUAACCACAGCCCAAACAGUGGACGCCGCAGCCAGGCGUUGGGCAGCGGGUGCCUGGCUGCUGACCCCCAGGCUGCAGACGACCCGGCAGAGCUGUCCAGUCAAAUGUCUGUCCCUGGCAUCCUGAAGAUUUUUGGCAGCGACAUCUGUCAGGGGACCAACUAUAAGAGCGUGCUGGCCACCACACAGUCCAGUGCAAAGGAGCUGGUGAAGGAGGCCUUGGAGAGGUACUGCCUGGAGAAAGAAGACGCCAACGACUACGUUCUCUGCGAUGUGAUCGGCAAGACGGGCGCAGACAACCAGUGGAAGAGGGAGUGUUUCCGGGUGGUGGGAGACAACGAGAAGCCCCUCAUGCUGCAGUCACUUUGGAAACCCAAGGAAGGCUUCUCCAGGCGUUUUGAAAUCCAGCUGAGAGCGAGCGUUGAAGAGCAAAGCUUAAAGGACAGAGACACAGUCACAGCAGGCAUCAAUGCUCAGGCUCGUAAGCUUCAGAAGAGCCGCUCCAGAGUGACCUCGCUGUUUGUGGACAGCAGCGGGGAGGAUGUGGACGGACUCGGCAUCUGGAGGAGUCUGAGUGAGAUGGAUCUGUCUGCGAUGGGGAAGGAGGCCAGCCGGGCCCAACAGAGCGCGCACAGAGAGGAUCCAGAGGCCGAGGCUGACAAGGAGGUCCUGCGACUGGGCAUGGAGAAGGAGGAGACGGAGAGCAGCGACGACAACACCACCCAGUACUCCAUUCACCCACCCUUUGACUUCCCGUACUUCCUGCUUCUGCAGGGCUACAGCCACAGACAGGAUUUUGUCAUCUACCUGAUGAGUGGGACCACCACCAUCUUUGGCUGCUGCAGGGAGCACUGUAACGGAGAAGACGAGGAGAGGUUAAAGGUGGACAUCCUUCUCUUUGCUCCGGAUGUGUUGCCUCAACACUGCUGUGUCAGACGCCUGGACUCCUCCACAGGGGAGCACAGAAAGACCUUGACAAUGCUGAAGCCCCUUCACGGUGCUCCUGUGACCAGAAAUGGUUUCCUCCUUAAAGAGGAGGUGGAACUGAACCCAGGGGACUUGGUGGGCUUGGGAAAACACUACCUGUUCAUGUUUAAGGAUCCUACCAGCACAUCAGGAUCCCUCCAGACCCCUCUGUGGAUGACCACACUCUGCCCGAACUUGGAUACAAAGACAUCAUCCUCUUGUUUAUCAUGUGGCUCCUCUGUUACCAUCAAAAAGCUCAAGAGGAAGCCUUUACCACCUAUUUGGAGGGACCUGGAGGGCACAGAGGCCUUGGUAAUAUAUGAGCUGGAGCAGGAGGAGAGGGUCCUGCAGGAGGUUUUGGAUAUGUUGGACCCCAGUGGAAGUGAGCCAAAGCUGACGCCUGCUUUCCUGCUGAGCCUCUGCAUUCAGCACUCAGCCGCCACGUUCGAGCUGACACACUUCAGACAGCUGCUGCUCCGGAUAGCCAGCCAGAUCCAGCUCGUUAUGUGGGAGAAGACAAAGGAACUUGCAGCCAUCCAAACAGAAAUGAGCUCCAGUGACGGGCAGCCCGAGCAUGUUCAGUUGCUCAGCAUGGAGGAGCUGAUCCCAGGUCUGCAGCCUUUGGUGCUGUGGAUGGCCAACUCCAUCGAACUGCUGCACUUCAUCCAGCAUGAAGUCCCUCAGCUGCUGCCCUGGAGGCAGAGCCAGGAGGAUGAAGGUCUGUUGGACUCUGAGAUGUCCUCCACUCGCACAGCCUGUGAGGAAGCCAUGACAGUCCUGGAGGAAGUCAUCAUGUUCACCUUCCAGCAGUCUGUCUACUAUCUAACAAAGAGUAUGUAUUCAGCCUUGCCUGGUCUGCUGGAUGGGAACCCGUUCUCAGAGGGCGGUCAGCUGCGAGUGCCUGAUGGGCUCGCCAGCAUCCUGGAGGUGCUGAAGGAAGCGCUGAAGCUUCUCACAGCCUUCCAGGUCCAUCCAGACAUCUCGUUACAACUCUGUGCCUACCUGUUCUUCUUCAUCAACGCAUCGCUGUUCAACGCCCUCAUGGAGAGAGGAUCUGUUGCUGGGUUCUACCAGUGGUCCCGAGGUGUUCAGAUCCGGGCCAACCUGGACCUGCUGAUGGACUGGAUCCAGAGCAUCGGUCUGGGCGAUCUGGCCAGCGAGUUCUUCCAGAAGCUUUCUGCUGCUGUCAAUCUGCUGGCCACACCCAAAGAAACCCUCCUGCAGGCGUCCUGGGCUUCUCUCAGGACUGAAUUUGCUGCCCUGAACGCUGCUCAGCUUCACCACAUGCUGAGGGAGUACAGCUCUGGUAAAACCUGUCCCACCGGAUGGACUCCGUCCCCGGAUGAUGCAGAGGACACUGUCAGGACGGCCGACAUCCUGGAGAGCUUUGACAACCACCCACCGCUCAUCCUGCCCAGCAGCACCUUUCACCUGGAGCUGGGUAAACCCGUUGUGGAGCCCGCUCUGUUCCAGCAGCUCGGUCAUCUGCAGGAGUUCAUACGCCAACUCCCCCGCAGUGAAACCCAAGCCGAGCCCGAUGCGGAGGAACAGACUCUAAAUGGGACGCCCACAGACAGGCAGUCUCUGACCUCACCCUCCGUCAAUGUCUUCCAGGACCCUGCCCAUCAGGGGGUCUCUGACCCGGUUACCUGCCCCUCCCCUGAGGCAGACCGGGACCGUAGCCACCCUGCAGAGCCGCCUCAGGCCAGAGGAUCUCAUGGUGACCUGAGCAGCUGUGAGGCAGUCCUGACCCAGAAGCUGAAGAGCCUGGAGCUGCAGAACACCCUCCCAGGACAGGCCGACAUGACUUACCACAAGAGCCUGGCACUGGACCCAUCCUGCCUGCUAACGCCGCCCAACACCCCGCAGGGUAUGGAGUUGGCCGAGCUGGAGGCUGAUUUGCAGGAGGGCGCCCGCCAGCAAAAGAAAGCCAGUGGAUGUGCUGAGAGGAAGAAGGAGAAUGUAGAAGAAAAAGAAGAAGAAGAAGACAGGGAGGAAGUGUUCACGGUGGAGCUUCACAGAGGACCUCAUGGUCUCGGCCUGGCGCUCGUGGACGGGACGAAAACGCCACUGAAGAUAAGCGGCAUUUAUGUGAAGUCCGUGGUUCCUGACUCACCCGCCGCUCAGUGUCAGAAACUGAGAACUGGCGAUCGCAUCCUGGCUGUUAAUGGCAUCAGUGUAGUCGGUAUGGAGUAUAACAUUGGUAGAGAACUGAUCCGAUCAUCAGGAGACUCUCUCAGACUGCUGGUGGCCAAAAUCGACUCAAAGACGGGCAACAGGAGCUCGGCUACGACAAAAUGCUGAAGGAAGAGCUAUGUGUGGACGAUCAAGUGCAAUUGGGAAUACUGUGGGACGUUUGGUUCAUCUUACCUGCUGCAUCCAAAGUCAGUAUAUCUCACAGGAUUAAGGAGAAACACAACCUGCUUCUGUUUUCAGUGCGUCGAGACAAUCAACCCAAAGCAGCAGGACUGACUCGAGACUGAGGGCAUGGUCAAGUUUUUAAAAGCUCAUUUUGCUGUCACAGCUCCUUUCUGCCCUAUAAACAAACUCUGCGUCGGGCUCGACUCCACACUCAUAAACGUUGAGGCUUUGGCGGUGAGGAAAAGUAGCAGUUGUGAAACAUAUAUUUGAAUGUCUGAGUACACAGUAUUCUGUCUGAAGAGCUUCAUCGAGCUUCUCCAGGAUCAAGAUUUCAUGUCUGGCAACAACUGGAAUUAUUCAUUAAUUAAAUGAUGGCUAUUUUGUUAUUUUAUAACAGUGAAACAGUUUAUUUUACAAUGAAAGAACCUCCAUUUUACCCCCUUUUGUUAGAAAGUCUUUACCCAUUUCAAUUUCUUUACACAAGUAAAAGAUCUGUCAUUGGGCAUCAUAUGUGGACAAAUAUAUUUGUUAAUAUUCUGUCUUUUGAACAUAUUUCUAGAAAUUUCAAAACAAGGAAAACCAUAUUGAGAUCAAGAGGAAUUAUCUCAACUUACCGGGAGAUUUUUUGUUGCUGUUUUGAGGAAAAAACAAGUCGGAAAAUAUGAUUUUCUCUCUUGCAUUUCAGCAGUUGUUCAUUUUCUUUGUGGCCUUCAGAGCUUCGCACACAUCACACAUUCAGCAGCAGGCAAAGUGAUGGGUAACACUAAAUGUCCAGGAUUAACAAGAAUCAUUAGACAGGUAAAAACCUUUAACCUGCAAUAUUUUAUGCAUUUAAACAAACGGGAGGGUUACAAGUUACAAGUACAAUUUUUUUUUAUUAUCAGUGAAACACGAUAAAACAUAAUUUAUUUUAACAGUGAAUCUCAUGACUCAUGCUGCAUUCACACUGACUGCAUUUUCGGCGGCACGAUUACAUACAAAGUCAAUACAAAGACACGAAUAGAUGGUGCGAUGCGAAUGACGCGAACCGCCUAAAAUGCAUCCUUCGCUUAGUCACGUCCUUCGUGUGUUCGCAUGAGUUGAAGUAUUAGAACUCGAGCGAGACAUUUGCGUGACACUGUGUUGGCGAAAGCCUAUCAAUUUUUAGAUGUUGAAUCAGAAGUGGAGGAACACAUUAUUGUAGCUGUCUGUGGGCAUCCAGAGCUCUAUAGUACCCUAUUGUUUACACAGACUAGAAAAAGGAGCUUUCUCGGGGAAAAGUAAGUGGGGAAGUUGGACUGCCUGGUUCUGAAAUGAUGUGUAUGUUGUUGUGUUGAUUCAGCAAUGUUGGCGAAGCCCUGAUCGAUUCAAACUUUAUUUAGAAAACAAGCAUUUUAAAUGUUUGCUUGUCGUCUUGCGGACAGACCUGACAAAGUAUGAAUUCAGACUUUUUACAAAUCGGCAUCAUUGUUGUUACAGUAUUUUGGCCUCCUUUUGAUCCAUUUAUUGCAAUUAAAAAAGAAAAAAAUCCGUAUCUCAAGUAGCGUUGAAAACGGCUGUCAUGCACAUGUAACGUUUAAUUCCUGUAGAAGGCAGAGAGAUUCACAAGUAACGUAAUUCAACACAAAUGAAUCUAAUAUGAUCCCGCCAUCAAACUUAAAGCAACGCGAAUAUUCCGAGAAAUAGCUGUAAAAAGCCACUGUACAUGACCUGCUCAGCAGCAGACAUCAAACAGACACAGUUAGAGACUAGCUGGUGAACAGAGUGGAGCAUUUAGCAGCUAAAGAGACAUUAUAAAGAGAUAUUUCCCUCAGGAGAUGGUAGAGACCAAAAUCUGAGCUAAAAAAAGAGAGACAUUUGGACUUCCAUACAUCAGGUGGACAGAGGUGUUUCCAGGCUUUAUGCUUAGCUUCAUACUUACCCUACAGACAUGAAAGUGGUAUCAAUCUUCUCAUCUAACUGUCAGCAAGAAAGCAAAUAAUGUUGUUCCUUCAGAGCCUUACUGUCGGAGGUUUGGGCCCAAAUCAUAAAACAUCUCAGAGUUACUCAUCUGAGAUCAGCUUAUAUGAAAAAAAAAACAUCAGCAGAUAUGUUGUAAUAUGUUUAACACUGUAAAACAACAAACUGCUGCAGCCCUCAUCUGAACUCUGUCUGUAUUUUCAUCCCAAAUGUGUUAAGUAAAGUUCAAGUAUAUUGAUAAACAGUAUUAUUCACAGUAUUUUGUAAUAUUUAUAUUGCGCAGUAUUUUUGAAACUAUGUAAUAAAUAUUAUUUUGACUUUGAAAACCUUGAA
Molecule: messenger RNA, 6331 nt
Organism: Sander lucioperca (pikeperch)
Lineage: Eukaryota; Metazoa; Chordata; Actinopteri; Perciformes; Percidae
Gene: radil2a
Product: RA_Radil_like and Myo5p-like_CBD_Rasip1 domain-containing protein
Exons: 16
Coding region: 503-4003 (1166 amino acids)
Biological process (GO): neural crest cell migration; signal transduction; substrate adhesion-dependent cell spreading
Cellular component (GO): microtubule
Molecular function (GO): GTPase binding
Source: RefSeq, a predicted model, not a curated record